Pipistrellus nathusii (Nathusius's pipistrelle) is the source of this 1236-nucleotide messenger RNA. The record is from the annotation of a GenBank genome assembly. Lineage: Eukaryota; Metazoa; Chordata; Mammalia; Chiroptera; Vespertilionidae.
AUGACCGCGACCCCUCGUCCGGGGACACACGCCGCCGCCGCCAACGCCGGUGCCCGGCCCCGCGCGCCCCCGCGCCCGCCGGCCGCGCCCGCCGAGAAAGACAGGACGGACUCCCAUGUGAGAAUGGCUGUGACUUUGGAACAAGCCCCGUGGCUGGGCUGGAUCCUGGUGAAAGCCCUGAUGAGGUUUGCCUUCAUGGUUGCUAACAACCUGGUUGCAAUUUCAUCCUACGUCUUCUAUGUGAUCGUGCUCCAGCCCCUCCGCGUGCUGGACAGGAAGAGCUUCUGGUACAUCGAAGGGAUCAUGUACAAAUGGCUCCUGGGCAUGGUGGCUUCCUGGGGAUGGUAUGCCGGGUAUACAGUGAUGGAAUGGGGGGACGAUGUUAAAGCAGUUAUGGACGAUGAAGCAGUAAUGCUGGUGAAUCAUCAGGCAACAGGAGACGUGUGCACUCUGAUGAUGUGCCUCCAGGACAAAGGGCUGGUUGUUGCUCAAAUGAUGUGGUUGAUGGAUCAUAUUUUUAAGUAUACAAACUUCGGAAUUGUUUCUCUAAUUCAUGGAGACUUCUUUAUAAGACAGGGAAAAUCUCAUCGUGACAAACAGCUUCUUCUUCUCAGGAAGCACCUAGAAAAUAAUUACAGGAACAGAGAUCGAAAAUGGAUUGUUUUAUUUCCAGAAGGGGGCUUCCUCAGGAAGAGGCGGGAAACAAGUCAGGCAUUUGCCAAGAAAAAAAACUUGCCAUUUCUUACACAUGUCACUCUGCCAAGGAUUGGAGCAACACAAAUUAUUUUGAAUGUACUUGUGGCACGACAGCAAAAUGGAAGUCCAGCAGGUGGAGAUGUUAAAGAAUUAGAUAGCAAAUCAAAAGGUCUCCAGUGGAUAAUAGAUACAACUAUAGCUUAUCCCAAGGCUCAACCCAUAGAUAUUCAAACCUGGAUCCUUGGAUACAGGAAACCGACUGUCACACAUGUACAUUACAGGAUCUUUCCAAUUAAGGAUGUACCCCUGGAAACUGAAGAACUUUCUGAUUGGCUCUAUCAGCGUUUUAUUGAAAAAGAGGACCUCUUAACGCAUUUUUAUGAAACAGGGGCUUUCCCGCCCUCCCAAGGCCACAGGGAAGCUGUUUCCAGGGAGAUGACCCUCAGCAACAAGUGGAUCUUCCUCAUCCAGUCUUUUGCAUUUUUGUCAGGCUACAUGUGGUACAACAUCUUUCAGUAUUUUUACCAUUGCCUGUUUUAG